AUGACGAUCAAAUCCCGAGCAGACCAACUGUGGGCGCAGCGUAAUCGCAAUCCGCCUAUCGCGGCUCUUGCUUGCCUGACGUUGGCGAAUAUCAUUGGCAUAGUCACUGGCGCACUCGCAUCCGCAUCGCUGAAGAACAUAAACGAUGCCAAGGGUCAGGCACCCAUUCUGUUCGGCGAUGGCGCGAGUUUAGGAGCUGCCUCUUUCCUUGGCGUUGGCGGCGCAGUGAUCGCUGCAGGAGCGAUUGCAGGCUCGGCAACGGGCUUGGUCAACUUGCUCAUCACGUUCAGACCUGGCUAUUAUAAGAAGCCAAUCAUGCUCUCGCUCAUCAUCUCGAGCGUCUUCCUCUUCGCGGCAGUAUUGGCAGCGACCGUCAUCGUUGCUACCGGGCAUGCGGUCCUCGAUGUCCCAGGCGUACCUCAGUCGGAGAUUGGCUCAUACGUCGAUCGUCUUGGAGUCACCCUUGCCUACAACCAAUCCUCGCUCGGCAAAGCCUACGUUAUCACGGGCUGGCUUUCGAUCUUGUUCACCGUGCUCGCGACUGUAUUCACCUAUGUAGAGACAAGAAGCUGGACUGGCGUCAGACCUAGCGAAUCUGUAGACAGCCUCGACAAGGACGGCCAUGCCGGCCGGGCAUGA
Mixia osmundae IAM 14324 is the source of this 639-nucleotide messenger RNA. RefSeq lists its product as uncharacterized. The transcript has 2 exons. NCBI's taxonomy places the organism in Eukaryota, Fungi, Basidiomycota, Mixiomycetes, Mixiales, Mixiaceae. Bases 1 to 639 code for a protein of 212 amino acids. The record is from RefSeq and is a predicted model, not a curated record.